CCACAUCUUCUGAUACCAUUACAGUCACAUCUUCUGACACAAUUACGGCCACAUCUUCUGAUACCAUGACAGUCACAUCUUCUGACACAAUUACGGCCACAUCCUCUGACAGCAUUACACCCACAUCUUCUGAUACCAUUACAGUCACAUCUUCUGAUACAAUUACGGCAACAUCUUCUGAUACCAUUAUAGUCACAUCUUCUGACACAAUAACGGCCACAUCUUCUGACAGCAUUACACCCACAUCUUCUGAUACCAUUACAGUCACAUCUUCUGACACAAUUACGGCCACAUCUUCUGAUACCAUGACAGUCACAUCUUCUGACACAAUUACGGCCACAUCCUCUGACAGCAUUACACCCACAUCUUCUGAUACCAUUACAGUCACAUCUUCUGAUACAAUUACGGCAACAUCUUCUGAUACCAUUACAGUCACAUCUUCUGACACAAUUACGGCCACAUCCUCUGACAGCAUUACACCCACAUCUUCUGAUACCAUUACAGUCACA
Molecule: messenger RNA, 509 nt
Organism: Dreissena polymorpha
Lineage: Eukaryota; Metazoa; Mollusca; Bivalvia; Myida; Dreissenidae
Exons: 1
Source: RefSeq, a predicted model, not a curated record